Mus caroli (Ryukyu mouse) is the source of this 1855-nucleotide messenger RNA. Its product is annotated as sperm motility kinase 2B. Gene Ontology annotation, biological process: intracellular signal transduction; protein phosphorylation. Gene Ontology annotation, cellular component: cytoplasm. Gene Ontology annotation, molecular function: ATP binding; protein serine/threonine kinase activity. Lineage: Eukaryota; Metazoa; Chordata; Mammalia; Rodentia; Muridae. The record is from RefSeq and is a predicted model, not a curated record.
CACCUGUCGUAGGUGUGAUAACACCUGUUGUGUUGACGCCAUCAGUCAGCUUGGCCAUUGUUUCUAAGGUGGCAUUUAAACUCUGUUACCUCAAUUGAGCUCUGGGAGUCAACAGAAGUCUGAAAAGCUCAGAUCCAAUCCCGCUUUCUCUGACAUGGAGAGUUUUCAUGCUCAAUAUGUGUUGCUAGAGACUCUCGGCGUUGGAGGGUCUGCCAAGGUGAAGCUGGCCCGGCACCGCCUCACAGGCACCCACGUGGCUGUCAAAAUGAUUCGAAAGAGGGAGUAUUGGUGCAACCCUCUCAUGUCUGAGGUAGAGUUACUGAUGAUGGCUGAUCAUCCGAAUAUCAUCUCUCUCCUUCAAGUCAUUGAAACCAAGAAGAAUGUAUACCUCAUUAUGGAGUUGUGCGAGGGCAAAUCACUUUACCAAAACAUCCGAAAAGCUGGUUACCUGCAGGAAGAUGAAGCACGCGAAUUAUUCAAGCAGCUCUUAAGUGCUAUGAACUACUGCCAUAACCAGGGUAUAGUUCACAGGGACCUGAAACCGGACAAUAUUAUGGUAGAAGAAGAUGGGAAAGUGAAGAUCAUUGAUUUUGGACUUGGCUCCCAAGUGAAGCCAGGGCAAAAACUCAAAUUAUACUGUGGGACUUACCCAUUUACUGCUCCUGAGGUGCUCCUUAACAGACCCUAUGAUGGGCCCAAGAUCGAUGUAUGGACUCUUGGAGUUGUCCUGUAUUUUAUGGUGACUGGAAAGCUCCCGUUUGAUGCUGCCAGCAUACAAAAGCUGCUAAAGAGAAUUUUUGCAAGAAAGUAUUCUGUUCCCUCUAGACUGUCAGUAGAGCUGCAACACCUGAUUAGUCUCUUAAUGACGGCCAACCCCAAACUUAGGCCCACUGUUGCUGAAAUUAUGAUGCAUCCCUGGGUCACAAAAGGCNCAGGGGCAUUCCCAGAUCCUUGUGAAGAACAGAUCCCNCUCAAGCCAGACCCUGCGAUUGUAAAAGCAAUGGGACAUAUUGGGUUCCAAGCUCAAGACAUUGAAGAUUCGUUACGUCAGAGAAAAUUCAACCAAACCAUGGCGUCUUAUUGUCUACUGAAAAAACAGAUUCUUAGGCAAUGUGACAGGCCAACCCGGGCUCGGCCCGUGUAUCCAUUGGUGACCCCAUUCCCUUCCCUUGUUGGUACUGCUACUCUCCAUCUCAGACUUCGGAGGAGAGAGACUAAACCCACAUGUCUCUGGUCAUCCACCAAUAGGCAAGUGUCUGUCUGCGGCAAGAGUACUAGUAGAAAAAGAGACAGAGGAGUCAGUUGGCCCGGUGUUCUCGGCAGGCCACUCCACACAACACCCACAACAGACCUCACACACACCCGUACUAGGAGUGUACCCUGCAUUUACUCAGUGUUUUGCAGAAUUCAACCAGACAGCAGCGAUGAGAGUACAGAAGGCCACACCACAGCCUCAGCAGCAGAUAAGCCUGUCCGCAGCAGGGGCUGGCCCAGAGGCAUCAGGGGGUGGACAAGGAAGAUAGGAAAUGCGAUGAGGAAGCUCUGUUGCUGUAUCCCAUCAAAAAAGACAUCUCACGUGGGGCAGAACAGAGUCUCCCCCCAAAAAUAAGACACAGAAAGGGUGUCAGGAGAACAAGCAUCCGGCACGGCCCAGAAGAUCACCAGAGGAUGCCAGAUGCUAGGAUUCUACAGUUAUAGUAUUGGAACGGACCCAUGUAUAGACACGGACCUGCAAAAGGGAAACUUGUGGAAAGGCAUCAUGUUNCGGGUUCAGCAUGCUUCACUCAGCGCCCCAAGUCCAGCCAGGUAGGANGAAAGCAAAUGAUGAAAUCCCAGAUGGCCUCUGGGAUCACCA